AGCCCAUUUAUUGUGCUGAGGUUCACUAUCAGCCACAUGUCCAUAUAACAUGGAACCGAUUGUCUCAUGUAAUCUUGAGGACAAUGAUGCUCAGUUUAAACUGAUGAAUCAUGGUGAUGCAGUUAAAGAUGAAAACCCUGAAUUGCCUCAUCUUGUUGCUGAUGACAGCGAUGAUGGAAGUUGUAGUUCAAGUGGUUCUCAAACUUGCAGUGUAUUGAAUUUCCAUGGCUCUGAAAGUUUUUCUACUUUACCCUAUGAUACUGAUAUGGGAUUUACAGAUGUCAUGAGUGCUGCUUGUUCUAGUCAUGAGCUUACAAAUUCUGACAUAAUGAUUGAUAUGGCGGAGAGAUACAUGAUACUGCCUUUCCUAGAGAAAACAGCAGAAACCAACAACAUUCAAGUUGAGGAGUCCUAUGAAGAAACAAUGAUGAAUUCUGAUGAUGCAUCCUUGUAUCUAGCAAUUCACCAAAUGAAAUCAUCUGAUCAGGAAACUGAGAUAACCUGUCAUGCUGGUGAUUUGGAUGAAAUUGAGUGCUUCGAUCCACAAUUGCUAUUUAGAAGUUUACCUGAUUUACCUGAAGCACUUUCAUCCAUUUGUCCUAUCUUGCUUCCAAAGGAAAUGCAGCAAAGGAAGCCUAUUACCCUUGUACUUGAUUUGGACGAAACUCUUGUCCAUUCUACCUUGGAGCAUUGUGAUGAUGCUGACUUUACCUUUCCGGUCUUCUUUAACAUGAAACAACAUACUGUAUAUGUAAGACGUAGGCCUCACCUGCAGCUGUUUCUGGAGAGGGUAGCUCAGAUGUUUGAGAUUGUCAUUUUCACAGCCGGUCAAAGUAUUUAUGCCGAACAGCUACUGGACAUACUGGAUCCAGAAAAAAAGUUGAUUUCACAGCGUAUUUAUCGUGAAUCAUGCAUAUUUUCUGAUGGCAGCUAUACAAAGGACCUGACCAUUUUAGGAAUCAAUUUGGCAAAAGUUGCCAUAGUUGAUAAUUCUCCACAGGUUUUCCAGUUGCAAGUAAAUAAUGGGAUACCUAUUAAGAGUUGGUUUGAUGAUCCAGCGGACCAUGCAUUGCUUCAAUUACUUCCUUUCCUGGAGAGCCUGGCAGAUGCAGAUGAUGUCCGUCCUAUUAUUGCAAAGAAAUUUGGAAAUAAGGAAUAAUGUUGUUUAUUGGGGAAGUUGUGAUUUUUUUUCCCAUUAUUGCGAAGAUACUCAGCAAUAAAAAGAAAAGGUGUUUGUUCAGACAACCAUUAGUUUGUUGCCUCCUUUCACUUUCCAAAGAAUCUCGUCCUUCAGAUGGUUGCUGAUGGUUGUAUAUAUGAAUGAUGCCCAAGUUAACUGCCUAGAGUCCUAUAUUCCUUUGAUCUUGUUUUUGUCAUAUAGGGGUGUGUAUGAGAAUAGUGUCAUUGAAUUAUUGUGUGCUCGGUUUGCUGAUAAAUGUCUGUAUUUAAUAUUCAUCUAUUAAUAAAUCGUGACGUGAUUGUAUCAGUCCACAGUAAUGAACUUAAUUUUGUGCAUUUUACGGCCAA
Molecule: messenger RNA, 1527 nt
Organism: Elaeis guineensis (African oil palm)
Lineage: Eukaryota; Viridiplantae; Streptophyta; Magnoliopsida; Arecales; Arecaceae
Source: RefSeq, a predicted model, not a curated record